GACUGUACAGUUAAGAUUAUGACGUCAUUACGUGCUUGAGCCUGCCCGAAAAUGUUCUCCCGUGUUGUGGGAUCUCGAAGAAGCGCAGGACUUUACGAUGAAAUAAUACAUUUGCAUCCAUGAAGAACCGAAAAACAAACCGCGUGUUUGCAAUCUGAAGGCACUCGCCGUCCUACCGAGUCGCGAAAAGGUCUCUUUCGGGAGAGCCGAAGGGGAAGUUUGCGGGAUCGUUUUUCACGGAGUGAUGUCGAAUCCUGGGACUCGGAGGAACGGGUCCAGCAUCAAAAUCCGACUGACAGUAUUAUGUGCCAAGAACCUCGCAAAGAAAGACUUCUUUCGCCUGCCCGACCCUUUUGCCAAGGUUGUGGUGGACGGAUCAGGUCAAUGCCACUCGACAGACACAGUCAAGAGCACACUGGACCCCAAAUGGAAUCAGCACUAUGACCUCUACAUCGGCAAGGCAGACUCAAUUACUAUCAGUAUAUGGAAUCACAAGAAGAUCCAUAAACGACAGGGGGCAGGUUUCUUGGGGUGCAUUAGGCUUCUUUCAAAUGCCAUCAGCAGACUAAAAGACACAGGAUACCAGCGACUAGAUCUAUGUAAACUGAACCCCUCGGACAGUGACGCAGUGCGGGGGCAGAUUGUAGUGAGCCUGCAGACACGAGACCGCAUAGGCAGCGGAGGCCCAGUGGUGGACUGUAGAGGUCUGUUGGAAAAUGACGGGCCUGUGUUGGAAGGAUGUUUUAGUGAAGAACCGCUGCCUUACUCCGACCCCACCGGUGCCGCGGGUGGCGGGAACUGCCGUCUCGAUUCACCCAGUCAAGAGAGUCGCCUUCAAACCCAGCGAAUCCGAGGGCAGGAUUCCAGAGGUCACGGCCACACCCCUCAGAACAGACCUCACGGGCACCAACCCCCGGACCUCCCCGAAGGAUAUGAGCAACGAACAACGGUUCAGGGCCAAGUGUACUUUCUACACACACAGACGGGUGUCAGCACCUGGCACGACCCUCGGAUACCACGGGACCUGGCCAGCGUAAGCUGCGAGGAGCUCGGUCCGCUGCCAGUGGGCUGGGAGGUCCGAAGCACAGUGUCGGGGCGGAUAUACUUUGUGGACCACAACAACAGAACCACACAGUUCACAGACCCGCGUCUACACACCAUCAUCAGCCAGCAAUCCCAAGUGAAGGAAUCCUCCCAACCACCCCAAAUGGAUGUAGGGGUUGAAGAGGGCGGAGGCGGAGGAAUGGGCGGCAGUGUCGGUGGAGACGGGGACGUGGCGGCGCGCUACGAGAGGGAUCUGGUCCACAAACUGAAGCUGCUCCGCCACGAGCUCUCCCUGCAGCAGCCCCAAGCGGGACACUGCCGCAUCGAGGUGUCUCGUGAGGAGAUCUUUGAGGAGUCGUACCGGCAAAUAAUGAAGAUGAGGCCAAAAGACCUGAAGAAGCGCCUGAUGGUGAAGUUCCGAGGAGAGGAGGGCCUGGACUAUGGCGGUGUUGCCAGGGAGUGGCUGUACCUGCUGUGUCACGAAAUGCUCAACCCCUAUUACGGCCUGUUCCAGUACUCCACAGACAAUAUCUACACGCUACAAAUCAACCCAGACUCCUCCAUUAACCCUGAUCACCUAUCAUAUUUCCACUUUGUGGGCCGUGUAAUGGGGCUGGCAGUUUUUCACGGUCACUACAUCAACGGGAGCUUCACGCUGCCCUUCUACAAACAGCUGCUGGGCAAACCCAUUCAUCUCAAUGACCUGGAGACCACCGACCCGGAGCUGCACAAGAGUCUCGUUUGGAUAUUAGAGAACGACAUCACCUCAGUCCUGGACCACACAUUCUGCGUGGAGCACAACGCCUUCGGGAAGUUCCUCCAGCAUGAACUCAAACCCAAUGGUCGUAACAUCCCUGUGACCGAGGAGAACAAGAAGGAAUACGUGAGACUUUAUGUGAACUGGAGGUUUAUGCGCGGGAUUGAAGCCCAGUUUCUGGCUCUCCAGAAGGGAUUCAGUGAGCUGAUACCCCAGCAUCUCCUCAAGCCUUUCGACCACAAGGAGCUGGAGUUGAUCAUCGGCGGAUUGGGAAAGAUCGACCUGGUGGACUGGAAGACCAACACGCGCCUGAAGCACUGCACAAGCGAGAGCAAUGUGGUGCGGUGGUUCUGGCAGGCGGUGGAGGCCUUCAGCGAGGAGAGGAGAGGACGCCUGCUGCAGUUUGUCACGGGCUCCACCCGGGUGCCGUUACAGGGCUUCAAAGCACUGCAGGGCUCUACAGGUUCUGCAGGACCAAGACUUUUCACCAUUCAUUUGAUAGACGCCAACACCGACAACCUGCCCAAGGCGCACACAUGUUUUAACAGAAUAGACAUCCCCCCCUACGAGUCUUACGAGAAACUCUAUGAGAAACUGCUGACGGCCGUGGAGGAGACGUGCGGCUUUGCUGUGGAGUGAAAAGAUCCAACAAAAAAAAAACCCAACAGAACACACACAGUCCACACUUGUGCUUGCACUUGCAUUCAACUCUUGACUUUUUUUUUGGAGACGUACACACACUCAUGCACAGAACGUGGAGUAUGGAAGGCGGCCCGUCGCCGCACCGACUGACCCUUGGGAGUUACAACGAGGAAGCACAGCGAGGAAGUCAAAUAAGAAGCGAAGAAAAAAAAAAAGUAUUUUAAAAAAAUUUUUUCAAAUGUUUUGAAGAAGCAUUUUUAUCGUUUGGUUUUAACAAGCUAUGAUGUCAACUCCUCAGAAUGUCUCGAGCCACAGCGAACUAGUCGGCAAUCUUUACUGUACGGGCCCGCAAAACAGACACGGUGCAAUGAUAUGUCUGAGUGGAGAACAAGGCAAGUGGGGGGCUGACUGAUUGACUUGUGUGUGUACUCCUGCGUUCACUUUUAACCACUGUCCGCGUUCCGAAUGUGUCUACGUACGUGCGCAUGUGAGAGCGGGUGAAAGCGUGGCAUGGUUACGCUGUUUAAAAAAAACAAACAACAACAAAAAAAACGAACAAAUGAGCCUGCUCCUCUUUUUGAUUGCUUUUUGUCUCUGCCGUUUUUGUUUUUUUUUGUACCUGCGACCACUCUGAUCCAUGUUUUAUUAUUAUUAUUUAUUACUAAGUGAUUACUGACCAAGCUGCUAUAUGCUCUGCAAAGAGCCCACACUAAUCUGUUCAACCCCCCUCCCCAACAGUUAAUAGGUCAAUUCACUUCCAAUUCAAGUAAUCCACAAAGUGGUUUUUGAUUCAUUUCUUGACUUUUUUUUUUUUUUUUUUUUUU
Molecule: messenger RNA, 3267 nt
Organism: Doryrhamphus excisus (bluestripe pipefish)
Lineage: Eukaryota; Metazoa; Chordata; Actinopteri; Syngnathiformes; Syngnathidae
Gene: smurf1
Product: SMAD specific E3 ubiquitin protein ligase 1
Biological process (GO): proteasome-mediated ubiquitin-dependent protein catabolic process; protein ubiquitination; negative regulation of BMP signaling pathway
Cellular component (GO): cytoplasm
Molecular function (GO): ubiquitin protein ligase activity; SMAD binding
Source: RefSeq, a predicted model, not a curated record